AUGAAAACAGACAGGGACCCAGGAGAUAUGAGAGGAGUCACAGUCAACCGUUUUGCUGAAGAAGCUCCUGCCUCAGGGAUGACCAAGAAUGGAUACUUUUAUCAAGAAAUGGAGCAGAGGGACAGGGAGGAUCAGGAGGAGGGGAGCGAGGACCGUGAGGAGGGCCAGGACUCACCCAUCCCAUCAGGAGAUGACAUCCAUCUCUACGGCAACCAGACACACCAAGGAGGGACAGAUUCAGAUGUUCAUGGCUGUGUCUUGCUUAACACAUCAAGAAGAUAUGUGAAACUGAUGAACUUUGAAGAGGAGGUGCGUGCUCACCGUGAUUUGGAUGGCUUUCUGGAGCGGGCGUCUAUCCUGCUGCAUGAGGACGAGGCUUCUCUCGAUGACGUGUUAAGGACCAUGCUGCGGCACGUCUCCCAGGAUCCUCACACGGCUGAACCCGCAUGCAACUUUGAAGAGAUCAUGAGCUCACUUUUCACAGACGCUGGCUCCCAGGAGGUCAAUGACAGGUCUCCAAGUUUCCUUUUCUAUCACAACGUGCACCUGUUGUCAGAGACACUCCAGUGUGUCACAGCCACCGCUACUGGGAUCCAGUACCAGCAGUCCUGGCUCUGCAUCCUAUGUAAUGUAAAGAACCUACAGAGGCGGCAUGUGUGUAUCUCUCGCUUAGACCGGCCGCAGAACUGGGGAGAAAACUGUGCUGAAGUUCGCUAUGUCAUCCUUAUACUGGCACCCCUAAAGAUGAAAAGCACGAAGACGGCAAUGGAGCUUGGGCGGACGUUUGCGAGUAUGUUCUCCGAUAUUUCGUUCAGACAGAAGCUGUUGGAAAGUAAGACUCAGGAAGAGUUUAAAGAGGCAUUGAUCAUCCAGAGAUAUCAUCUAACUGCCGCCAAACGCAAGCCUGCUGCCGUGGAUGAAGAAGAGACUGAUCCACACAGCCAUAAACCACUCAAGUCUGCAGACUCUGUGUUCUCUCCUCGUCUUGUUUCUCUGUCUCUGCUGUGCAGGGGGCUCUGUUGUCGAGAUUUUUUUCGAGUGGGGAGAGGAAUCUAUGAGGAUCUGUGUCGCCGCUUGCCGCUCUACCCAUCUGACUUUACUGAUGGUCUGGUUGGCAAUAAUAAGGCUUUGGUGAAGUACAUGACCACGUCCAUCUUCCUGUACAUAGCUGUGCUACUUCCUGCUAUCGCUUUUGGCUCACUUAAUGAUGAGAGCACUCGGGGAGAAAUUGAUGUACAGAAGACGAUCAUUGGUCAGAGUAUAGGAGGGAUUAUCUACUCUCUUUGUGCUGGCUCCCCACUGGUCAUUCCCCUGACCACUGCCCCUAUCGCCAUCUUCAUCGGAGUGAUUCGGGGGAUCUGUGAUGACUAUGACCUGGAUUUUGCUGCUUUCUAUGCCUGUAUUGGUCUGUGGAACAGCCUUUUCCUCAUCAUCGGGGGAGUCUUCAAUCUCAGCCUCCUUGUCAAACUCUUCAAGAGGUCGAUAGAGGAGGUGAUAGCUCUCUUUAUUUCCAUCGCUUUUGUAGCUGAUGCUGUCAAAGGCACAGUCAAGAUCUUCCAUAUGUACUACCACGCCCCCACACUGGCCAAUGGCAGUGUCGCAGAGUUGCAUGGGAGGUUUGGUGCUUUGGCCUUGGGGGUGGAGUCCAACAUUACUGGGACGGGGUUAGAAUCCUACAUUCAGUGCACUCGGGCGCGGCCUUUGCUCUGCCUACUCCUCAUGCUUGGCACACUGUGGGUGGGAUACACACUGUACCAAUUUAAGAGAAGCCCAUUCUUACAUGCAAAGAUGAGGGAGAUUUUGUCAGACUGCGCCCUACCCAUCUCAGUGCUCAUGUUCUCCUACGUGGGCUCUUACGUCUUCAACGACAUUGGCUUGCCAGUAUUUAAUUUCCACGAGGGUCCGGCAUUCAGGGUGGCUCCACUAGAGAAACUGUCGGGGGCCAGUGUCCUGAGCGCCAUGGGACUGGGCUUCCUCCUGGCCCUCCUCAUCUUCAUCGACCAGAACAUCGUCGUCUCCCUAACCAACGCCCCGGAAAACAGGUUACUGAAGGGCACAGCAUAUCACUGGGACCUGACUUUGUCUGGGUUGAUUAAUAUUUUGAUGUCGGUGCUGGGGUUGCCAUGGAUGCACGCUGCGUUUCCUCACUCCACCCUGCACGUGAGACAGCUGGCCCUGGUCGAGGAGAGAGUGGAGGGAGGGCACCUCUAUGAGACUAUAGUGAGUGUGAAGGAGACGCGAGUGACGUCGUUGGUGGCUAAUAUCCUGAUUGGUGUGAGUGUGUUCCUGCUACCUGUUCCACUGCAGUGGAUCCCUAAGCCUGUUCUCUACGGCCUCUUCCUCUAUAUCGCACUCACCUCCAUCGACGGAAACCAGAUGUGUGACCGCAUGGCUCUGCUGCUUAAAGAACAGACAUCCUAUCCUCCUACUCACUACAUCCGGAAGGUUCCACAGAGGAAAAUCCAUUACUUCACAUUCCUUCAGAUGGUGCAGCUGUUGUGUCUCUGUGCAUUUGGGAUGUACCCUCUGCCAUACAUGAAGAUGAUCUUCCCUCUGCUAAUGUUUAUACUUAUCCCAAUCAGGAACUGUGUGCUGCCCAGGAUCAUCGAGGCCAAAUAUCUGGACAUAAUGGAUGCUCAGCACAUGUAGACAUGGACACAC
Messenger RNA from Chanos chanos (milkfish), 2661 nucleotides. RefSeq names its product solute carrier family 4 member 11 (gene slc4a11). Gene Ontology annotation, molecular function: solute:inorganic anion antiporter activity. The transcript has 22 exons. Gene Ontology annotation, cellular component: plasma membrane; basolateral plasma membrane. The record is from RefSeq and is a predicted model, not a curated record. The coding region runs from base 1 to 2649 and encodes 882 amino acids. Lineage: Eukaryota; Metazoa; Chordata; Actinopteri; Gonorynchiformes; Chanidae. Gene Ontology annotation, biological process: transmembrane transport; monoatomic ion homeostasis; monoatomic anion transport.